Messenger RNA from Euleptes europaea (tarantolino), 1889 nucleotides. RefSeq names its product EBF family member 4 (gene EBF4). NCBI's taxonomy places the organism in Eukaryota, Metazoa, Chordata, Lepidosauria, Squamata, Sphaerodactylidae. Gene Ontology annotation, biological process: regulation of transcription by RNA polymerase II. The transcript is spliced from 17 exons. Gene Ontology annotation, molecular function: DNA-binding transcription factor activity, RNA polymerase II-specific; RNA polymerase II cis-regulatory region sequence-specific DNA binding. The record is from RefSeq and is a predicted model, not a curated record. The coding region runs from base 1 to 1794 and encodes 597 amino acids.
AUGUUCUCCAUCCAGGAGGGUCUCCCCAGAGGAGGGCUGACCAUGAAGGAAGAGCCCCUCAGCGGCGGAGGGCUGUCGGCCGUCCGGUCUUGGAUGCAGAGCACCGGGAUCCUGGAUGCCAACACCGCGGCGCAGAGCGGCAUCGGACUGGCUCGGGCCCAUUUUGAGAAGCAGCCGCCUUCCAACCUCCGGAAGUCCAACUUCUUCCACUUUGUGUUGGCCAUGUAUGACCGGCACGGGCAGCCAGUGGAGAUUGAGAGGACGUCCUUCAUUGACUUCGUGGAAAAGGACAGAGAGCAGAACGGAGAGAAGACCAACAACGGAAUCCACUACCGGCUGCAGCUGCUGUAUAGUAACGGGCUUCGGACGGAGCAGGACCUCUACGUUCGGCUGAUCGACUCUAUGUCCAAGCAGGCUAUCAUCUAUGAAGGGCAGGAUAAGAACCCAGAGAUGUGCCGUGUGCUGCUGACGCAUGAAAUCAUGUGCAGCCGCUGCUGCGACAAGAAAAGCUGUGGCAAUCGCAACGAGACACCUUCCGACCCCGUCAUCAUCGACAGAUUUUUCCUCAAGUUCUUCCUCAAAUGCAACCAGAACUGCCUAAAGAAUGCCGGGAACCCCCGAGACAUGCGGCGCUUCCAGGUCGUGGUGUCAACGACAGUCAACGUGGACGGCCACGUCCUCGCAGUGUCCGACAACAUGUUUGUGCACAACAACUCCAAGCACGGGCGUCGGGCACGGAGGUUGGACCCGUCGGAAGCCGCUACCCCCUGUAUCAAAGCCAUCAGCCCCAGCGAAGGAUGGACCACGGGAGGCGCCACCGUCAUUGUGAUUGGGGACAACUUCUUUGACGGGCUGCAGGUGGUCUUCGGCACUAUGCUGGUGUGGAGCGAGCUCAUCACACCGCACGCAAUCCGUGUCCAGACACCCCCGCGGCACAUCCCUGGGGUGGUGGAGGUGACGCUCUCCUACAAGUCCAAACAGUUCUGCAAAGGAGCACCGGGACGCUUCGUCUAUACUGCCCUGAAUGAGCCAACCAUUGACUACGGGUUCCAGCGCUUGCAGAAGGUGAUUCCGCGACAUCCCGGUGACCCUGAGCGCUUACCCAAGGAAGUGCUACUCAAGAGGGCAGCUGACUUGGUAGAAGCGCUGUACGGAAUGCCGCACAAUAACCAGGACAUCAUCCUGAAACGGGCAGCGGACAUCGCCGAGGCCCUCUACAGCAUCCCGCGCAACCCCAACCAGCUGACCUCCUUGGCUGGGAACCACGCCCACUCUGGCAUGAUGGGGGUCAACUCCUUUGGGAGCCAGCUGGCUGUCAACCUCAGCGACUCCCAGGGCUCUGAGCAAGGAUACACACGCAACACAAGCAGCGUCUCACCGCGAGGUUACGUGCCCAGCUCCACCCCACAGCAGAGCAACUACAACACCAUCACGUCCAGCAUGAACGGUUACGCCAGCACCGCCAUGACCAGCCUCGGGGUGCCUGGGUCACCCAGCUUUCUCAACGGCUCCACUGCCAACUCCCCCUAUGCUAUCAUGCCCUCCAGCCCGCCACUGGGGGCCUCCUCCAUCGCCAGCUCCUCCACACCGGCAGGGGUCUUCUCCUUCUCCCCCGUAAACAUGAUCUCUGCCGUCAAGCAGAAAAGCGCCUUCGCUCCCGUGGUCCGGCCACAAGCUUCCCCGCCCCCAACCUGCACCAGCGCCAAUGGGAACAGCCUCCAAGAUCAAACCUUUGAGGACUCAGACAAGUUUCACACGCCAUCUCGGUCGCUCCAGGGACUGGCUUAUUCCUAAUCACACCUUGUCGGGUCUCAUCGUCCCGCCCAUGUGAGCAGGGAACGCCUACUGAGCCUUCAGGAUGGACGGACCAACCGACUGGUGCUCCCCCU